UUCGGUUGUAGGGUUUAGUGCUGUUGUCGUUCCAUCUCACUUGUGUGUUUCUUCCUCCUCCUUUUCCUUGAGAUUCCAAAUUUCCAAUUCAAGAAAAUUUGUGCUCUGCGAAUCCUACAAGCAAGAGAUGGCAUCGUUUUGCAGAUCAGCGUUAAUGGCAGGUUCCAGAAACUUAGCAUCAAGAUCCAAAACCGUAACUCAAAAGUCCCUUAACCUUAAACCCACAGCGACUUCAGCUCCUUUCGCUUCAAUGUCUCAGUCCAUCCCUCGCGCUUCAAGGGUUCUCUCGGCUUUGGGAAGUGUUGAAACGAUGAUGCCGCUUCACAGUGCUGUUGCUUCAGCUCGGCUCAGGUCAAGCAUCGCUGCUGAUUCCUCUUGCUGGAGCUUGCUUUCCCAGGGACUUGCCACGCCUUUGUGACCCCGGUCUGCUGGAUCUAUAUAAGGCGGAAAUAAUCAAAAUAACUGGGAGUUCCUCGGUGACACCAUCAUUAGCAUUGGUCCAUGGGAUUGGGAGAUUCGAGUCCUAGGGACGCAAUGUGGCUGCUAUUGUACUGUUUUGGACGGGUUUAGGACCAGGUUGUUACCCAACUUGGUUCAUGAUAUCUUGGUUUAGAUUUUUUUUUCUUUUGAGCAUUGAAGGAUAUUACACAUUACACAUCUCAAAAUGUUAAUCAUCAUAUUUUAAGCGACCUAACGAACAGAAAAUAAUUUGUA
Messenger RNA from Capsella rubella, 714 nucleotides. RefSeq lists its product as uncharacterized. NCBI's taxonomy places the organism in Eukaryota, Viridiplantae, Streptophyta, Magnoliopsida, Brassicales, Brassicaceae. The transcript is spliced from 4 exons. The record is from RefSeq and is a predicted model, not a curated record. Bases 128 to 418 code for a protein of 96 amino acids.